AUGUGCGUCAACAUUUGUACAGGGUUAUUCAAGCGCGAUACGUCUUAUGAUAAGAAUGUUGAUGAAGUUCGUCUGCAUGAACUUGGUUAUAAACAAGAAUUAAAACGUGGACUUAGUACAAUAUCCAACUAUGGUGUCUCUCUCUCAGUUAUUAGUAUUAGCUCUGGUAUUACAUCACUAUUUGGAUAUGGAAUGGUUACAGGUGGACCUGCGGUUAUGAUUUGGGGUUGGGUUGUCGUUUCGAUAUUUACAAUAAUAGUUGGGACAGGAAUGGCUGAGGUAUGUUCUGCUCAUCCUACAAGUGGUGGAUUAUAUUUUUGGACAGCCAUGCUUGUUCCACAAUCAUAUAAACCGUUUGCUAGCUGGAUGACAGGAUGGUUUAAUUUAAUUGGUCAGUUUGCUGUUACAGCUGCAAUUGAUUUCGGUUUGGCUCUGCUAAUUGGUUCUGUUAUUUCUGUCGGAGCAAACUUAACAUGGUCACCGAAACCAUGGACAAUUAUUUUAAUUCAUUUAGGCCUUGUAAUCAGCCACGGUAUAUCGAAUUCGUUAGGACCCCGUUUUUUACGCUAUAUAACGCAUGUCUCCACAUGGUGGCAGCUAUUUGCACCUUUAAUUACAACUUUGGCAUUAUUUAUCAAACCAAAAUAUCGACAAACGGGUAAAUUUAUCUUCACACAUUACGUGAAUGAUACUGGUUGGUCAAGUAAAGGAUAUGUCAUACUGAUUGGUUUAUUACAAGCACAAUAUUGUAUAUCUGGUUUCGAUGCCUCAGCCCAUAUGACUGAGGAGACAAAACGUGCUGAUACGGCCGGAUCGCAUGGAAUGAUUGCUGCUAUUGUUGUCAGUGCUGUCAGUGGUUGGCUGUUUCUCGUUUCCCUUUUUAUGGGCAUUAAAGAUUAUGAGGCAACUGCUCAUUCAUUAACCGGCUUUCCGGUAACACAGAUACUGUUAGACAAUUUUGGUAAACCAUUAGGCCUAUUUUUUAUUAUUAUACUAUUAGUUGCAUGUUGGUUUUGCGGAAUGGCGUCGGUCACUGCCAAUUCUCGAAUGAUCUAUGCAUUCAGUCGUGAUCAUGCUAUGCCAGGCAGUAGGUGGUGGCAUCGUAUUAAUAAGAAAAUAAUGUGUCCUUUACAUGCAGUAUGGUUAUCCUGUUUUAUCGCAUUUAUUAUUGCAUUGCCAUAUCUAGGGAAUUCAACAGCUUACUUCGCUGUAACAAGUUUAAGCACAAUAUGUCUUUAUAUAUCCUAUGUGAUGCCGUUAUUUUGGAAAUUAAUAUUUCCAAAGCAUUUUAGUCCGGGACCAUUUAAUUUAGGAAAAUGGUCAACUCUCAUUGAUACUAUUUCUAUUAUCUGGGUUGCGUUCAUUGUCAUCUUAUUCGUACUACCACCACUGUACCCACUAACACCAAAAACCAUGAAUUAUGCUUGUGUCGGGGUUGGAGCAGUCAUUUUUGGUGCUGGACUAGGAUAUCUACUUUAUGCUAGAAAAUGGUUUAAAGGACCAGUCACUAACUUAUUAGACGAUUCUACAGCAAAAGCAGAGCAUCCAUAUGGAAUGCCACCCGAGAUUGUUGAGCACAAUGAUAAACCGGAGAAAGAAAUUGUUGAAAGUGACAGUUCAUAUCAACCGCCAGCCGUACUCAAUGAGAACAAACAAUCAGUGGAAUUUACAUUACAUACGAUAAGACCGUAA
This is a messenger RNA of Didymodactylos carnosus, 1692 nucleotides long. NCBI's taxonomy places the organism in Eukaryota, Metazoa, Rotifera, Eurotatoria, Philodinida, Philodinidae. The record is from the annotation of a GenBank genome assembly.